This is a messenger RNA of Coregonus sp. 'balchen', 1410 nucleotides long. Lineage: Eukaryota; Metazoa; Chordata; Actinopteri; Salmoniformes; Salmonidae. The record is from the annotation of a GenBank genome assembly.
AUGAAUGUGAGGGGCAUUGGGCUGUGGAUGCUGUGUUACCUGGCACUGACGGCUGCUAUGUACUUUGAUCUGGGUGAACAGGAGGAAAAGUGGCUCAUUGAGGAGAUUCCAGGCAACAUGCUGGUCACAGGUGAGCUCUAUGGGCAGGUGGAGAGGAGGACAUUGUUCUGCAUGGUUGACAGGUGAGUUCUAUGGGCAGGUGGAGAGGAGGAAAUUGUUCUGUAUGGUUCAAUCUCACCCUGCUGUAUCUCAGCCUAUCAGAAAAACACCACAAAGUUCAAUGGGUUAACAGAGAUCAUGAUGAAGUCAACCCAAUUAAAGAGUGAAAUGGGUUAGCAUAGAUCAUGAUGAAGUCAACCAGGAGGCAUAUGAAAUUUGCUUGAUAUUCUAGUAGUAUUUGCACGCUUAAUUAGAAAAAUCGUCUCUACUUUUAAUGUAAUAAUGGUUUACUCCCAAGCAAUCUAAAGCACAUUGAGAUGUAAUAAAACAUUUGGAAUAUCAUCUGUCAGUGUUAUGUUUUUCUCAGUUAUUUUAUUUUGGAGAAUUGUGAAAAAGAACCCUAACUCCCCUCCUCUUGGCCUGACUAUCACUGUGAUCCAGAGCACCAUGUACGGAGGCCUAUAGAGCAGUUUACUACCCAGACAACUCUCUAAACACAAACAUGUUCUCCUGAUUACAUAAAAGCAUUCCUUAAACAGAGAAAACAUACUCUUAAUAUUGUUCUCCUUUUUCUUUUGGUUCUAGACAUUAAUGAAAAAAAAUAUGGCAGAUUUGGAAAAUUCACAUUCACAUCCCAUGCCUCUGGCUCACAUUGGUUGUGCAUGCAGUCCAACUCUACUCUAAGGUUUUCCAUUUUCGCCAGUGACAGCCUGGUGAGUUCAACCAUACUUGCACUGAGUCUGCUGGACUGUGUUGCUCCACAACCAUAUCUGAAUAUUUUUCUGAUAUCUCCAACGCAGAGGAUUCAUUUUGAUGUUCAGAUGGGAGAGCACUCUGUUGACCCCAGUGCUGAGAGGCACAAAGACACAGUCCAGACCAUUGAGUACAGCCUGAAGCACCUAAGAGACCAGAUGUUAUACAUCACCAAAAAGGAAAUAAUCACAAACACACUUUGUUAUGAAAGGGUCAUUUUCCAAAAUUCUAGUUUCAGAACAAAACAGACUAUUGUUUUGAUCAGAACUAGGCCUACAGUACAAUACAUGAAGACAACAAAUAUUGUGUUGAGCUACUAGGCCUGUCCUACUAACGGUCCAGAAUGAACUAUUCACCAACCCUUUUAUUUAUAUUCACAGGAACGAGAGGAGACGUUUUGCCAGAUCAGUGAAGAAACCAAUAGGAAGGUUUUGUGGUGGGCUGUUGUGCAGACUUCCAUUGUACUAUCAGUUGGAUUUUGGUAAAUCAAAAGACUGA